AUGUACUCCAUUAUCGAUCAUUUCAUGUCUUUGUAUCAAAUUCAAAUUUAUAUAUUACAUAAUUAUAUACUCUCUAAAAUGCAAUCACUUUUCGUUAAUUGCCAAAAGUGUCAACAAAGACCAGCCACUAUCAAAUGUACAUAGUGCAGGUAUGGAUAAACCUAUAGACUAUGUUAUUCUUGUGAUUCUCAAGUCCAUAAUAGAACUGGCCUCAUUGAUCAACAACACAAAACUGAAAUCAUUCCAUAUUAAGGUAUCUUCUCUAUCUUGUCAUAGAAAUGUACUUGA
Paramecium tetraurelia is the source of this 288-nucleotide messenger RNA. RefSeq lists its product as uncharacterized. The record is from RefSeq and is a predicted model, not a curated record. The transcript has a single exon. Lineage: Eukaryota; Ciliophora; Oligohymenophorea; Peniculida; Parameciidae.